Stereum hirsutum FP-91666 SS1 is the source of this 1374-nucleotide messenger RNA. Its product is annotated as MFS general substrate transporter. Gene Ontology annotation, molecular function: transmembrane transporter activity. The transcript is spliced from 13 exons. Gene Ontology annotation, biological process: transmembrane transport. Bases 1 to 1374 code for a protein of 457 amino acids. Lineage: Eukaryota; Fungi; Basidiomycota; Agaricomycetes; Russulales; Stereaceae. Gene Ontology annotation, cellular component: membrane. The record is from RefSeq and is a predicted model, not a curated record.
AUGCGUAAGAUCGACAUCAGACUCAUUCCAUGGCUGGCGCUGCUUUACUUGCUCAACUUCCUCGACAGAGGGAGUAUCGGAAAUGCAAGAUUGUACGGAAUGGAGACGUCUAUACAUAUUACGGACAGACAAUACCUCAUUGCUUUGACGGUCUUCUUCUUUCCGUACUCUCUGUUUGAACCUGCGACAAAUGUCGCGCUUAGGCUCAUGCGUCCAUCCUUGUUUCUAAGCGCAACGAUAUUCUUCUGGGGUGUUGUCAUGACUUUACACGGCGUCGCCUCUAAUUACGGUGGCCUCAUCGGGUUGCGAUUCGCGUUAGGUCUUGCUGAAGCAGGCCUUUACCCCGGCAUUGUCUUCUACCUCUCAUGCUGGUAUAAACGAAAUGAGCUUGGAAAGCGAGUUGCUUGGUUCUUUGCUUCCGCAACGGUCGCCGGUGCAUUCAGUGGUCUUCUGGCAGCCGGCAUUCAUAAUAUGGACGGCAUCGGUGGCAAGCCCGGCUGGGCAUGGAUCUUCAUACUCGAAGGUCUCGCCACCGUCAUCGUCGCAGUAUUGUCACCAUUUGUGCUCCAAGAUUUCCCUGAGAAUGCUAAGUUCCUCACCGAGACUGAACGCGUAUUCGUCGUCAGGAGAUUGCAAGCGGAUAUGCAGUUCAGCGCCGGUGGAGAAAAGUUCCACCUGAAGCAUGUGUGGUCUGCACUACAGGAUUGGAAGUCAUGGAUUGCGAUGGCGAUUUAUGCGGGAUUCGAUGGGCCACUAUUCGCCUUCUCGUUAUUCCUACCCACCAUCCUCAAUCAACUGGGAUUUGGAAGUACCGCGAGCAAUCUUCUGUCGGUACCCGUAUAUGCCGUGGCUUGCAUAGUCCAAUGUCUCGUCGGAUUCUUGGGUGACAGGUUCAACAACCGCAGAGGGUACAUCAACCUCGUCCUUUUCGGCUGUGGCCUUGUAGGAUAUGUCAUCCUGAUCGCAUCGCGGAAUGCGGCCUUGUCAUACUUCGCCACCUACCUCGCCGCAAUAGCAUGGGUGUCCGGAAAUGUUGAAGGUUCGUACAAACGGAGCGCCGUUCUCGGAAUGGCUAUCGGAUUCGGAAACCUCAACGGAGCCGUCACAUCCAACGUCUACCGCAGCCAAGACAAACCGUGGUACUCCCUCGGUCACGGCAUCGUUCUCGUCUACAUCGCCAUCGGCUUCCUAUCCUCCCUCGCCUACAUGAUCCUCCUCCGACGAGAAAACGCCGCACGGGACCGUGGGGAUCGGGACGAAGUCAUCAGCAGCGAGGAGGAUCUGAAGAGGAGGAGGAAUGGGGUGUUUGUGAGCGUGGAGGAGGCGAGGAGGGAGAAGGGCGAUUUGUGGAGCGGGUUUAGGUAUUCGCUUUGA